This is a messenger RNA of Ectocarpus siliculosus, 468 nucleotides long. The record is from the annotation of a GenBank genome assembly. NCBI's taxonomy places the organism in Eukaryota, Phaeophyceae, Ectocarpales, Ectocarpaceae.
AUGAGGCAUCCUGACAGCGAGAGCAGGGUCAUCUGGGGGCUGAGAGACGUGCACGUGAUCGUCUCCAUGAUCUUCGCGUGCACGCUGGCGUGCUACUUCGAACGAAUGGGUUUUUCGAUCGCUUUCACCGAGCUCGCCAAGUCGGCGAGUCUUAACGAGGCGGACAAGGGAACCGUCAUGUCGGCCUUCUUCUACGGGUACGCGGUCAUGCAGCUCCCGGGGGGCUGGCUCUCGGCGCGGCACGGAGGCGCGCGCAUCCUGGGCCUGUCCUUCGCGCUGUGGGGCAGCAUCUCGAUGGUCAUGCCGGGCACCGUUCACGAUGGCAGCACGACGAUCUUGAUGGCUUGCCGAGUUGCCAUUGGAGCCAGCCAGGGCAUGUUUAUCCCUGCAUCGCACACGCUCCUCGCCAAGUGGAUCCCUGUACACGAACGUAGUCGAUUGGUCACCCUGGCGAUGUCUGGCAUGUGA